Molecule: messenger RNA, 1113 nt
Organism: Talaromyces marneffei
Lineage: Eukaryota; Fungi; Ascomycota; Eurotiomycetes; Eurotiales; Trichocomaceae
Exons: 1
Coding region: 1-1113 (370 amino acids)
Molecular function (GO): nucleic acid binding
Source: RefSeq, a predicted model, not a curated record
AUGUCCAUUUUGAAGGGUGUUGAACCGAUCUUCACCCAGGGCCCAGCAGGCAUAUCUCUGCCUCCUGGGCCACCCAACCCAGAGGCCGCCAUGCCCAACACCUUUCCCUAUCUUCAAAAAGCGGGCAAUCCGAUGUCGCAACAACGUCCGCAAUCCGAAAGAACGACCAGACCACGUCCUACAAAAGCAGACUUGGAAACUGUGCAGACCACACCCAAGGCGGCGGCACGAGUAUCCAAAAAGUCUGAUAAGCGUGGCCGGCCCAAGAAGAUCAGCGAUGACCUCACGCAAAAAAUGAUUAUGCUGUUGGAAAAGUCGAACGGGGAUGUUUCCUGGGAACAAUUGGGGCAUUCGGUCGGCGUUGAUGGCGUACAUCUACAAACGAUCCGAAAUUACAUGAUCAAAGAAGGCUAUUGCAAACGAAUAGCCUGUCAGCAAAAGUGGUUGUCGAAACAGGCCCGAGAAACGCGGAUGCAAUACGCUUUAGCACAUCACAAAUGGCAGAACGAGUGGCGCUCAAUGUUAUUCAGUGAUUUCGUCAAUUUCGGUCUGGGCACAACACAGAAAGCAAAAGUGUUCAAUAGGAAAGAUGAGCGGCUAUGUGAAGAUUGUUUACAGUCAAGGGAAGAGAUCGAUAAAGCCCUUUUCCAUUGCUGGGCAAUGGUGGGAUAUGAUUACAAGGGGCCUCUUAUUUUCUUCCAAACCGAAGACAACGAUCUUUCUGCAAUGAGCCAGCGUGAUUACAUCUCCCAGAUCAUACAGCCGCACGUCCAACCGAUCGUGACUGUUCGGCGGAUGAUAUAUCUCGACAACGCCAGCGGCGGGUAUGAAAAGGCGACAGCUCCCCAGAAUAUGGUACACGCCUACCUCGACUCUUUACAGCUACCUUAUAUCCAGAACCCGGCAACAUCACCCGACCUCAAUAUUCUGAAAGAUGUUCUGCUUGUUUUGAAAAAGAGACUGCAAAAGAGGAGCAUCGGAGAUCAGGCUCAACUAAAGGUUGCAGUCCUGGAAGAAUGGGACAAAAUCACAACGAAGGAGAUUAAUAAAUUGGUCGAUACCAUGAAACUGCGCAUGGAAAAGGUGUUAACGAGGAAAGGAAUGCCCAUCUAG